This is a messenger RNA of Neoarthrinium moseri, 1032 nucleotides long. RefSeq lists its product as uncharacterized. NCBI's taxonomy places the organism in Eukaryota, Fungi, Ascomycota, Sordariomycetes, Amphisphaeriales, Apiosporaceae. Bases 1 to 1032 code for a protein of 343 amino acids. The record is from RefSeq and is a predicted model, not a curated record. The transcript is spliced from 4 exons.
AUGGCCUUCCACAGUCGCGUCGCCGGUAUACAGGCGUGGAUUGAAGUCGCUGGAGCCCGAACAACCCACUACGAUGAUCAUGAUGCCAAAGAGGCAAACAAGAGAGACCUCACAACGACCACGAAGUACAUCGAGUCUGUGAGCGGCGCUUCGUUCACUGUGAACUUCCAGGUCGAGAACACUUACAACUGGGGCUUCCCCAGCCACGACCUGGAGGUGCGCUGCUACGUCAACGGCCAGUGGGAGGCAAUGUACUUCGUCAGCAAGAUUCACACAGUGCUUGGCCCUCACACUGGUCGCUUCACAGGGAAGCCCGGCAUCAGCAGUCAAGGCCAGAUGGCCAACGAGGACUUCAAGUUUGCAUCGAUCGAGACUGUUGAUGACAUCCGCAAGGAGCGCGUUCAGAAUGACAUGAAGAUUGCCAAAGGUCUUGGAGCCAUUGAGCUGCGCUUCCAUCGCUGCUUUCUGACCGGUUGGCAGCCAUACCAGGACCCUCAGCCCCAGUCCAACACACCUACCGCCAUCGCUGAGAAGGCACUGAAAGGCCGAUCGAUCUCGCACACCGUCGCUCAUGAACAGUCGCGGGUUGUUAGCCAGAUGAGAGUCACCCACUUCCAGAACCGUCGGUACUGGCAGCAAGAUGAGCAUCGACCUCUGGCCAUCUUCCGCUUCCUCUAUCGCUCACGAGAGGACCUGGAGAAGGAGCUCAUCAUUCCGCGAGCUGCAACACCGCCUGACGCCUUGAUCAACCUGUCCCGUGAAGAAAUCAAUCGAUUGGCAAUGGAGAGGCUGGAUCAACUCAAGGUCGAGCAGGAGUCUCAGCAGAAGAACCAGACUAAACAGAAGGAGCCUAAGCCAGACAAGGAGACCGAAGAGGACAAGGAGGCAAAGGAGAAGACCAAACUCGCGAUCAAGAGAGAGCGUGAUGAUAGCCCCGACGGCGGCCAUUGUGAAGACGACUCACGAGCCACGAAGCUCCCCCGACACGAUGCUUUCGACGAUGAGGAGUUCAUUGACUUGACUGAAGAAUGA